GAUUACGGCCAAAUCAGAAUCAAGCCUCACACCAGCUGAAGUUAAACUAUUGAGAGUGAAUUUCCAGCCAGCUUCUUUCGAGGAUGUUAUCCCUGCCACCGAGUAUCCUGAAUAUCUUCUUCCCGAAAUCAACCGCCGUGAUGUCUCAGACCCAGAUUUUAACGUUGAAAAGCUUGAUAAAGUUUCAAAUAAUCGAGUCAAAACGUUCCUUGAUAAAAUGCAUGAUGUUGUGAUGAAUGAAAAAGUGGCCACAGGCACAUUGGAGUCUAAAACUGACACAUUGGUGGACGAUCUGCUUCAAAACCAAUAUGUUUCAGCAGACCCCGAAUUUGUGAUUGCUAAUCGAAAAUUAAGUAUGGUGGCUAUAGAGGACAAACAUAUCAAAAAUGUUUGGAAACCAAGCGGUUUCGGGGAAACACAAAUUGCCGUACAGAUUGUUGCCUGCGGAAAUGAGAACAUACGUGCCACUAGUAAAGAGGAAUUUAUUAAUCAAACCAUAUUUGCUAUGCGCGUCAUCUCAACGUACGUGACAUUUUACAAAGCAGUAAUCCCUGCAGAAUAUUGGCCCGAAUUUGAUCAUGGUCUACCCAAAGAGGCAUCAGUUAACGUUAAAAGAUGGCCAGGGGAGAAUGGAAAGCAGGAAGGUCUGGAUUUAGUAGAACCAGAUGGGAGACGAGAAGUGCUGGGAGCAUUAACUAAAAUUCGCCAAUUUCUUCUGCGGAAUGAACAAUCUGGUACUACAAUACAAAAUGUGACGACGAAUGAUAAUACAGACAGUGGUAAAGAAAAAUCAUCGA
Molecule: messenger RNA, 797 nt
Organism: Racocetra fulgida
Lineage: Eukaryota; Fungi; Glomeromycota; Glomeromycetes; Diversisporales; Gigasporaceae
Source: the annotation of a GenBank genome assembly